Trypanosoma theileri is the source of this 1311-nucleotide messenger RNA. RefSeq lists its product as uncharacterized. Bases 1 to 1311 code for a protein of 436 amino acids. The transcript has a single exon. Lineage: Eukaryota; Euglenozoa; Kinetoplastea; Trypanosomatida; Trypanosomatidae. The record is from RefSeq and is a predicted model, not a curated record.
AUGAAUGGACAACGAAAAUAUAUCACUACAGAGCCUCAUAUAGGACGUACAGGAGGAGUUUCAAUAACAUCAUUAUCGUCAGUAUCACCUAAUCAACGACGCACAACAGUAAUGAAGACUACUCCUGUGAGAAUGCGAAAAUCACAAACCUCGACUUCCAAUUCUCAAUCGACAGCAGUUACCGGAGUUACUUUUUCGAGUUCCUCUUCUUCUCGUGGUCGUCCAUUGGGUAAUGUUAGUACAGGAUCUUCUUCUUUUUCUACUAAGGCUGCUGGUGUUGGUAGUGUUAAUAAUCAUCAUGAUGCUGACAAUAAUGAUGAUUUGAUUAAAGUAUCUAUGAAGUCUUCCAUAUCACUUUUAGAUCAAACACUAUGGACAGAAGUGGAGCAUCUCAAUAUGGUGACGAACCGUCUGCGUCAGCGAUUGUCUGAUAUCAAGCAUGGUGUUAGUGAUAUUAAAGCUGCUGCUCCUACUUCAACUAGUGUAGAGACUAUUUCAAAGCCCACCAGAACACCAAGGUCUCUUUCACAUUCGCUAGCAAGAAGGCUAACGAGUUCACCUGUGAAUAAAAAGCAACACGAGGAGCAAGUAAAACAACAACAACAACAAAAAGAGAAAGAGAAAGAACAAGAUCGAAAACUGAACAAGACGUCAAAGAUAAGUGAAGAACCACCCUAUGUUGUUUCUUUUACUCCAGGCCGCCAAAGUAGCAAAAAGACGCCUAUUCGGUUACGAUUUACUUCUCCGCGAAAGACUCCAUUACGUGAUAAUGAGGAUAGUGUCUUGACAUCAUUACCCUCAUUUCAGUAUAAAUUAGCUUCAAAUCAACAGACUCCAAAGAUGAAAGAAAAUGUCAAUAAAGAUAGUAUUACAGAUAAUGGAUGUGAGAAGGAAAAACAUAAUGAUUCUUCUGAGAUGGGAACACCUAUAUGUUAUGCUACUGCUGAUGAUUCUUCUGGUAUUACCUCCAAAACUAUAAAUGACAGUCCAGUGAUUGUGGACCUUUUAAACAGUACAGAAAAGAAUUUGAAAAUAGAGGAAAGAGCAGUUAUCAAUGAUGGAACAAGUCCAAACACUGCCAAGUUGAUGCUCUUACAAGGAUGUUUGAUGUCAGUGGAAGAAGAAUUGAAUUCACAUGUCUUGUCUCUUCUCGCUCUUCAACGUGAUGUUCUUGAUGCUCAAAAGAGAGGCCUAGUGAAUGCAAAUGAUCCCUCUAUUAAAGCAUUAAGACUGAAUAUAAGAGAUGAACUCAAUACAUGUAGUAUCCGUACGUCAACGAUAGCAUCUCUUCGGAGCAAACUUCUUUCCUAA